AUGGCAGACAGUAACAACGAUUCUUCAAAUGCCAAUUCUAUAGCCCAAGACCAAGGCCCGAUUCCUCUCUCUUUCCCAUCCAUUCUGCGCAAUCGCGGCCUUACGGACCGUUUCGCCCAUCUACAUACUACGUCCAAGCCUUCCCUUUCAACGUCUUCCACCGUACCCCAUACAUCAAAGAAGGGAAGAAGAAGGAACGAUAAUGAUGGGAAGCGGUGGAUCAAGCGCAAAGAAAACGCUCGCUUCGUUGGUAACCCAUACAUCAUCUCUGCAACAAAGAACGACUAUAUUUUGGAUCCCCCGUCCAACAAGACUACGUUUCCGGAACCCCUACCACCAUAUCUUCCUCGCACCGCGAAAGUUCCCGGAGCCCAUCUCCCGACAAGAGAUCCCAACUCAGCUAAUGCAGGCCGCUUUUCACUCAGUCUUAAAGGAAUGCGACGGGAUCUUCGUAAGGCUGGUAGGCGCGCCCAGCUUCUUGUCCAAGAUAUAGAGCAAGAAGUCGUCGAUUGGUUACAUGUCGGUGGGACAGUCAUGUCGCCAGACACUCCUCAGACGACGAGCACGGGCGUCCGGAGAGCUAUCGGUGACACAGGAACCAUCUUCGAAGUGUCGCGUACUCCACUGCAGCUGGUCUGGUGCACCAACGACGAUGCUUUCGGAAGAUAUGUUGUGCAUUGUUGUGCUAGGUAUCAUGAGGUUGUCAGCUACAGCAAGGAAGUGGACGGGGAACGUCUUACUUACCUUCUGCGCCCCAACGUCACUCGCCCAGACUCCCAUGCACCUUUCGCCCUUGCAACCCCCCCUGUAACCGACAUCGACUCUUCUUCCCAAUUUGAUACUGAAUCAGAAUUUACCUCCGAUGUCGAAUCUCUAAACGACGUUGCCACAGGUCUAUCCGCAGUACCCGAAAAUUCCCCACCUUUAUCACCCGUUGCAGACGCAGAACCAGACCUUGAUGAAGUAUGGUCGGUCAUCGCAGGCUCAGAUAUCGAAGCAGACGAGUCAGGGAGUGAACAUGGCCUGUCUGCAAAUCUGGCGUCUCUGACAAUAGACCAAAAUACAGACAUCAGCCCUCGGCGUUCAUUACCUUUGCGUACUCGCUUGCGUCAAGCCCAGUCCGCUUCAUCUCCUUCGCGUUCCCCGGCGGUCCGACUGCGUAGGCCAGUCCGAAGAACUGCGCGCUCGCCAGAGAAUCCUACGUCGUUUUAUGCUUAUUUAUUUCCGUAG
Messenger RNA from Desarmillaria tabescens, 1230 nucleotides. RefSeq lists its product as uncharacterized. The record is from RefSeq and is a predicted model, not a curated record. NCBI's taxonomy places the organism in Eukaryota, Fungi, Basidiomycota, Agaricomycetes, Agaricales, Physalacriaceae. The transcript has 3 exons. Bases 1 to 1230 code for a protein of 409 amino acids.